This is a messenger RNA of Anneissia japonica, 391 nucleotides long. RefSeq lists its product as uncharacterized. The record is from RefSeq and is a predicted model, not a curated record. The transcript has 2 exons. Lineage: Eukaryota; Metazoa; Echinodermata; Crinoidea; Comatulida; Comatulidae. The annotation marks the transcript as partial. Gene Ontology annotation, molecular function: protein binding.
AUGGCUGCAUUGAUGAAGAUGGAAUGCUAUCCGUAUCUGAUUUGCUUUGCUCUGUUUGCGUCAUUUAAUUGUACUUUGCAAUUCACUUAUAACUACGACCCAUCGAUAUCCGGAACUUACCCGCCAAGAGAUCUACGGUGCCCAAAGGAAUGUAACUGCACGUAUGUGGCAAAAGGAGAUUUUCUGGAGCUUGGAUAUAACUACCUAAAGUAUAAAGAUGUUGAACAUGAUGCAUUCCGUGGAUUGACGAAACUGAAAUAUCUUUCGAUUAGUAAUAACGAUCAACUCGCUAAACUUCGAGCAGCAUGGUUCGUCGACCUAGUAUCGCUAGAAGCUCUGCAUCUAGAACAAUGCGGAAUUGACAUAUUAGAGAGUGAUGUUUUUAAGCCUU